Messenger RNA from Sander lucioperca (pikeperch), 1123 nucleotides. RefSeq lists its product as uncharacterized. The record is from RefSeq and is a predicted model, not a curated record. The coding region runs from base 70 to 897 and encodes 275 amino acids. The transcript has 7 exons. NCBI's taxonomy places the organism in Eukaryota, Metazoa, Chordata, Actinopteri, Perciformes, Percidae.
CAGCACGUGGUUGUGACGAGGAAUAAAGGGAAGUCAAAAGUCAGUCCGCUUUGCCUCUGUGUUGGAACGAUGAAACUUCGAAUCCUCCUAACCGUAAUCCUCCAAGUGGCCGUAAUUGAAUCCCUCAGAGAGGUCUCUGGUUACCUUGGGGAUACUGUCACCUUGUCCUCAGGUGCCGACCCAUCAUGGACUCUUUCCUCAAUAGAGUGGUCAAUAUUCCCAAACAACACCUGGAUUGCCACCUACCGCAAUGGGAACAAAAACAUUGAACGGGUUGAUCGGUAUAAAGGUCGACUCAGUCUCAACACAUCCUCAGGUGACUUGAUGAUCCAUAAUUUGAACAAAGAGGAUGCCAUGGAAUACACUGUAGACCUCAUCAAUACUCAGAGACAGAACAAGGGAACCAAAACUAAGCUCAUAGUGAUACAACGCCUCGUCAAACCGAUCAUAGAGACUGUCACCUGUGCAUCUGUAAAAGGAGGCUCUUGGUUGUGGCUGCGUUGUUCCUCAAAGGAUACAGGAGUUAACUUGUCCUGGCAGCAUACAUUCCCCAGUGUUACGCUGUUCAACAUGACAAGUCCUGAUGGCAACUCUGCAGAUCUUUUAGGAUUUCUGAACACCACACAGAACCGUGUCUCAUUCACCUGCACCUCCAGCAGGAAUAUGGAGGAUGAGUCAAGUGUCGUCACUCCAAAGUGUGGUGAUGACAAGCCUCUGUCUCCGUCUCUGUCUCCGUCUCCAUCUCCGUCUCUGCCUCCACCCAGAGAAAGAAAUUUUCUUGUUUUUUUUGCGGGAUUCCUCGUGGGAGCUUUACUUGUAGUAAUUAUAUUCUUUUUUAAAGAACAAAUCAAAGCUGCAUGGGGACACCUUCAAGGAAAACUGUUUCCAUCAAAAUAAUAUCAUAAUAGCUUGACUUUCUGCUUUGACUGUCCCGUGUUUUGUAGUAAUAAGUGGUAACAUAAUGUUUCCUACAAAGCCAGAAUGACUUCACCACAAAAAAACAUAAACAAUGUCUGACAGCAUAUGUGGAGCUUUAGGAUUGCAUAAUGUUUUUUUAUUUAGAAAGUAAAAGCAGGAAAACUCAAAUGAAACAUUUGAAUGUAUUAUCAAUCUGGACACAAUA